Sphenostylis stenocarpa is the source of this 3192-nucleotide messenger RNA. NCBI's taxonomy places the organism in Eukaryota, Viridiplantae, Streptophyta, Magnoliopsida, Fabales, Fabaceae. The record is from the annotation of a GenBank genome assembly.
AUGGAUCGAGAUAAUGGCGACGGUGACAUUGAAGGCGGCGAUGACGGUUUUCGCUCGCCGAUUGGCCGCCAGUAUCGCCCUGUGUUGGCCAACGAUCGAGCGGUGCUCGAAAUGUCUUCCAUGGAUCCUGGAUCUACUUCUUCUUCUUCCACUGCUGCAUUUGCAGAUCAUCCUCCUAAUCUCAGAAAAGUAAAAACUAGUGUUUCGGAUGCUAAAGAAGGGAACGCUUCUCAUCAACAGCAGCCUAAUGGAUCCCAGCAGCAGGAAUCUAAACUGGAACUAUUCGGGUUUGAUUCUCUUGUCAACAUUCUUGGUCUCAAAAGUAUGACUGGUGAGCAGAUUGGACAACCAUCCAGUCCUAGAGAUGGUGAGGAUAUAUCCAUCACUGCUGGCUUGCCAAAGCCUGCUGCUCCCAAACUUGGUACAAUGAUGGCUGUACUGAAGUUUGUGGUCCAUAGUUGUAUUAAGGGUGGUGGCAUGUCUGACUUACAAAGGGGUUCGGAUGAUUCAUACUCCCUCCCCCACCUCUUAACUCUUGUGGAUACCUUAUGGAUUGUUGGCAUGGCUGGCGUAGGAGAAACACUGUUGCUUGUUGCUUUAUGUGGGACCUGUACAUUCCUUACUUCAAUAUCAUUGAGUGCUAUUGCAACCAAUGGUGCCAUGAAGGGUGGGGGACCUUACUAUCUAAUUGGUCGUGCCCUUGGUCCUGAAGUUGGAGUAAGCAUUGGUCUAUGCUUCUUCCUUGGAAAUGCUGUUGCUGGAGCACUUUACGUAUUGGGAGCUGUAGAAACAUUUCUCAAAGCAGUUCCUGCUGCUGGGAUUUUUAGAGAGACUGUCACACAAGUUAAUGGGACUGCAGUUGCACAACCAAUAGAGAGUCCAAGUGCUCAUGACUUGCAAAUAUAUGGGAUUGUUGUGACUAUUUUGUUAUGCUUUAUUGUAUUUGGAGGAGUGAAGAUGAUAAAUCGGGUUGCACCUGCUUUUCUGAUACCUGUUUUAUUUUCAGUCGUCUGCAUAUUUUUGGGAAUUUUUUUGGCAAGGAAGGAUCAUCCUACAGAGGGAAUUUCUGGGCUGAGUUCAGAGACAUUUAGAGAAAAUUGGAGUUCAGAUUAUCAGAAGACUAAUGAUGCUGGAAUUCCACAAACUGAUGGCUCGUUAGGGCAACCUAGUGCACAAGGUUCCCAAGUCAAGUCAGGGAGUUAUACUUAUAUAGCUUCAACUCCAAGAGAUGAUGUUUCUAGGAUUCAACCUAUGAUUUCCAGACCCACAAUGCUAAAUGGUAUAGCAGAAUUUGAUUGUCCACUAUCCGCUAUUGACAACACUGAGUACAAUGAUAUUUCACUGGUGGGCCUCUUUUUCCCUGCUGUGACGGGAAUAAUGGCAGGUUCUAAUCGAUCAUCUUCUCUGAAAGAUACUCAGCGAUCAAUUCCUGUUGGAACUUUAGCUGCAACUCUUGUAACUACUCUUCUGUAUCUUGUUUCUUUGGUGUUGUUUGGGUCCGUUGCCAGCAGACAGAAGCUUUUAACCGACAGGCUACUCACAGCUACAAUUGCCUGGCCUUUUCCUUCAUUAAUUAAAAUUGGAAUUAUUCUUUCAACUAUGGGUGCUGCUCUUCAGAGCCUGACUGGUGCCCCGCGUUUGCUUGCAGCAAUAGCCAAUGAUGAUAUUUUACCUAUUCUGAACUACUUUAAAGUUGCAGAUGGCAGUGAACCCCAUGUUGCUACCUUGUUUACUGCUUUCUUAUGUGUUGGAUGUGUUAUUAUUGGGAAUCUGGAUCUUAUCACUCCAACUGUGACCAUGUUUUUCCUUCUAUGUUACACUGGUGUCAACUUAUCCUGCUUCCUUCUCGAUCUUCUAGAUGCCCCUAGUUGGCGUCCUCGGUGGAAAUUUCACCAUUGGAGUAUGUCCCUUGUGGGAGCAUUACUUUGCAUAGUGAUCAUGUUCCUAAUCUCUUGGUCAUUCACGGUGGUGUCUUUGGCCCUUGCAAGCCUCAUAUAUAAGUACGUAAGCAUUAAAGGAAAGGCUGGAGAUUGGGGAGAUGGUUUCAAAAGUGCCUAUUUCCAACUAGCACUUCGCAGCCUUCGGUCCCUAGGAGCAAACAGCCAAGUGCACCCAAAGAAUUGGUAUCCAAUUCCACUAAUAUUUUGCCGACCCUGGGGCAAACUGCCAGAAAAUGUUCCCUGUCAUCCCAAACUUGCAGAUUUCGCUAAUUGCAUGAAGAAGAAAGGUCGAGGAAUGUCCAUAUUUGUCUCUAUACUAGAUGGUGAUUACCAUGAAUGUGCUGAAGAUGCCAAAUCUGCUUGUAAACAACUUAACACCUACAUUAAUUACAAAAAUUGUGAAGGUGUGGCUGAGAUUGUUGUAGCCCCUAACAUGUCUGAAGGCUUCCGUGCGAUUGUUCAGACAAUGGGCCUUGGCAAUCUCAAGCCAAACAUUGUGGUAAUGCGUUACCCAGAAAUUUGGCGUAGGGAAAACUUGACAGAAAUCCCUGCCACCUUUGUAGGGAUAAUCAGUGAUUGCAUUGUUGCAAACAAAGCUGUGGUUAUCGUUAAGGGUCUUGAUGAAUGGCCGAAUGAGUACCAGAGGCAGUAUGGUACAAUUGAUUUGUAUUGGAUUGUAAGAGAUGGUGGUCUCAUGUUGCUGCUCUCUCAGCUUCUUCUUACCAAAGCGAGCUUUGAGAAUUGCAAGAUUCAGGUCUUUUGUAUUGCAGAAGACGAAGGAGAUGCAGAGGGGCUUAAAGCAGAUGUAAAAAAAUUCCUUUAUGAUCUUCGGAUGCAAGCGGAAGUCUUUGUCAUAACAAUAAAAUGGGAUGCACAGAUGGAUGGUGGUGGCGGGUCUCCACAAGACGAGUCAACGGAAGCAUUUACUAGUGCUCAGCUGAGAAUUGAUGAUUACUUAACCGAAAUGAAGCAGAGAGCAGAGAGAGAAGGUAAUCCUCUAAUGGCAGAUGGUAAGCCUGUGGUUGUGAACGAGAAGCAGGUUGAGAAGUUUCUUUACACAACACUUAAGCUCAAUUCAAUAAUUUUGAGAUAUUCAAGAAUGGCCGCUGUUGUGUUGGUAAGUCUGCCUCCACCUCCAGUGAGUCACCCAGCAUACUUCUAUAUGGAAUACAUGGAUUUGUUGCUGGAGAAUGUACCUAGGAUUUUGAUUGUAAGAGGUUAUCGUAGAGACGUUGUAACUCUAUUCACGUAG